Messenger RNA from Python bivittatus (Burmese python), 3790 nucleotides. It is a transcript of the gene DAB2, whose product is annotated as DAB adaptor protein 2. Lineage: Eukaryota; Metazoa; Chordata; Lepidosauria; Squamata; Pythonidae. The record is from RefSeq and is a predicted model, not a curated record. Gene Ontology annotation, molecular function: cargo receptor activity; clathrin-cargo adaptor activity. Gene Ontology annotation, biological process: receptor-mediated endocytosis; positive regulation of epithelial to mesenchymal transition; positive regulation of endocytosis. Gene Ontology annotation, cellular component: cytoplasm; clathrin-coated pit; intracellular membrane-bounded organelle.
AACAUCGCAGCGCAUUCCUGGGUAGCCCUCAGCUGCCAGCAUCUGAUUAAAACCAUCUCUCUCGCUGUGAGUGGCUAACUAAACAGAAGGCUGGAGUGCGGCUGCGUCUAUUUAAGCGGAGUCGCCGGGGCUGCGCCUUCGCCGGCUCCAGUGGAAGCCGCAUGCGCCCAGCGGGUCGGGAAUAAGCCGGGUAAGUUGGCAAGUCAAAGUGGUAUGCUUGUCCUCUGACGAUCAGGAACUGGAUACCAGUUUUAUUAUUAAGCACAGUCUUUGUCUUUGGAGUUGAAGCUGGCCUCUCACCAUGUCAAGUGAAGCAGAAACAGCCAGUGUCAACAAUCAGCAGCAAACUGUCCAGCAGCAAACGCCACUCAAACCACAGCCUUCCAAAAAAGAGAAAAAGAAAGGACUGGAAAAGACAGAGGAAUUCCUUUUGGCCAGAUUUCAAGGUGAUGGGGUAAAGUACAAGGCCAAACUGAUCGGUAUUGAUGAUGUUCCAGAAGCAAGGGGAGACAAAAUGAGCCAGGAUUCAAUGAUGAAAUUAAAGGGAAUGGCAGUUGCAGCCCGCUCCCAAGGACAGCACAAGCAGAAAAUAUGGGUGAACAUCUCUCUUGCUGGAAUCAAAAUCAUAGAUGAAAAGACUGGGGUUAUUGAACAUGAGCAUCCAGUCAACAAAAUCUCCUUUAUUGCUCGAGAUGUGACGGACAACCGGGCCUUUGGCUAUGUGUGUGGGGGAGAAGGGCAGCACCAGUUCUUUGCCAUAAAAACUGCACAACAGGCUGAACCUCUAGUUGUAGAUCUGAAGGAUCUCUUCCAAGUAAUCUAUAAUAUAAAGAAAAAAGAAGAGGACGAUAAGAAGAAGAAUGAAGAGGCCAGUAAAACUGAGAAUGGUAAUGAUGAAGCAACUGCUGAUCAAGUUGGCAAAAUAAAGCUGGGUGUUGACCAGAUGGAUCUAUUUGGAGACAUGUCUACUCCUCCUGACCUCAACAGUCCCACAGAGGAGGAUAAAGAGAUCCUGUUAGUGGAUUUAAACUCUGAAAUUGAGGCCCCUCCAACUUCUCUCAAAGGGGAGGACCUUUUCUUGAACGACAUCUCGCCUUCCCUGCCAUUGCCAAAGCGACAGCCGCCUUUCUUGCCUGAAAACGCUUUUUCUGCACACCUGAGCUUCUUUCCCAUCCCCAGUCCUGACCCUUUCAGUGAUGACCCUUUCACGCAACCUGACCAAUUGGCACCCCCCUCCCUUGAUUCUUCUUUAAAACCUUCCAGUCAGAAGAUGGAGAACAGUGGUGUGAAUGGGGACGUAGACUACUUUGGGAAAGAGUUUGAUCAGAUUUCCAACCGGACUAGCAAGCAGGAAAUGCUGGCCAGCCAAUGGCUGCUCGAAAGUAAAUCAGCACAUUUAGUGGUGAAGACAUCCGACGGGGUCCCGGAGAGAGAACAGAAUGGUUUCGUGGCCAAAUCCCCCUUGAGUGUCUUUACAGAAAGCUCCACCAAAGGAACGCCUGUGCAAAAUGGGCUGCGGCUAGACUCUGAUAGCAACCUUCAGUCAAUGCCACAAGAUUCCAUCACAAUUAGUCCACCUCCACAAAGUACAAAGCCAGGAAGAGGAAGGAGGACUGUUCAGAACACAGCCAACGACUUGUUUGGUCCUGAUAUCUUUGCUGCUGGAUAUUCUGCAACAGGUAUUCUGACAGGGCAGCCUUCUGGUGUACAAACCAGUCCACUAGACCUCUUCAAAACCAACCCUUCUGCAGCAGCUCCCAUAUCUGGACUAGGUGGCCUGCCUACAUCAGCAUCCCCAACACCAGCAUGGGGUCCCCAGUCUGCAGUCUUCAGUCAGCCACCCCCAGUCUUUCCUGGAACUGCUCUGAGUGCUCAGCCAGUGAGCUUUUCACCACCUCUUGGUUUUGGUGCUCCUCAACAAGCACCUAAUUGGAGCCAGCCAGCAUCAUUGGCAGCUCCAGGCCAGGCUCCAGCUCCUGAUCUCUGGAGUCAGUCUGUGUGUGUUUCUCCAUCCAAUGCCUGGGCACAGCCUCCUACCAGUGGGAACCCUUUCCAUGUCAACAUGUUUCCACCUCCUCUAGCAUCUCACCCUCCAUCUAUGUUGUCCUCCAUGUCAUCUACUAGCUCUCCUCCUCAGUUGCCUCCUAGAACUGCACCACAAAAGGAGUGUGGUGUAAAAAAAGAAAGUGAUGCCUUUACUGCUUUGGAUCCUCUGGGUGACAAAGAGAUAAAAGAUGUAAAAGAGAUGUUCAAAGAUUUCCAACUGACGAAACCACCUGCUGUGCCUGCGAGGAGAGCAGAGCAGCAACAACCAGGGCCUCCAAAGCCUGUUCUGAGGCAAAAUGUUGGGUCCGUUAUUUCCAAGCCUGCUGAAGACCGCUUUGAAAAUCCUUUCAAGAUGGAUCCUUUUGCUGCUCCCUCACAAGGUUUAAUCACAGCUCAACAACAGCAGUUGUCUUCCACUCCUUGUAAUGAUCCUUUUGGAAAUCCAUUUGCAUAAAUUAGCCCACCAAUGCAAAUAGAGGACAAGUGUUGUGGAAGGCAGCUCUGAGAUGCUCCCAGGCACUCUCGUUUCUCUUAACCAGAAGUGGGUGCUAUUGGCAAAACUAUAACUGGAUUGUUGUGUCAAAAGGAUAUAAGGAACAACUGGACACUGAUCUUACUGUCUUCAGUCUGCAUUAUCUGCCUCAUUCUUCAACCUUUGGAUAGCUUACUUUGGAUUCCAAGUAAGACCUUGGAACUUCUUAAGCCAAGGAAGCAAUUUGCUUGAGACCUAACUGGAACUGGUGGUAAUUUUCUGCCCAUGUGGAUUGAAGAAAACAAGCACUCUAUGGUGUCUCCUAGUCCCUCACUUUCACUUUUCAUAAAUGCUUAAAAGCACUAAAAGUGAAAAAUGAAAGAGAAAUUAAUGGUUCUUUAUGGACAAAGCUACACAAAUUUGUACUCACUUCUGCACAAGGGAAGAUCAUGAUGUCAGCAGCACUGAGUUGCCAAGAACAUAAAAUAGUCAAGUGCUAUUGUAGACUUUUCCUAACAAUAUUAUUGCCAUUAAAAAAAAAACAACUUUCUAGCACUCUAUUUACUGCCCACCCAAAUGUCAAGGUGAAAGAAUAUUUGAAUUAUAAAAUGGGCGAAUAUUAUGUGACUCCUAACUGGUGAGUUCUAAAAAUGCAGUUGCUAGCUCUAAAUUAUGCCAGCUGAAACACCCUUGAUGGUAUCUUGUCCAAGAUAUCAAAGUACUGUUUCCUAGAACAUGUUUUGUUACGGAUUGGCCUCCGGCAAGUUUCUGUGCUAUGGAAUCAGUGCUGAGAAAAGGAUAGAUACAAAAGUGGAUAAGUGGGUUUUAAGAUCAGUUUUAAACUGGAAAGCAAUUGUACUUUGAACAACUAGUCUGAAAAAAAUGGCAUUCUUGCCCAGUAAGUUACGAUAUGGCUAGAAUUACUGGCAGGCUGAUAAUUCACCAUUUAAACAAGUGUAUUAAUAAGUUGGGCAAAGCUAUUGUAAGAACCAGGUGUCUCUCCAGUACAGCAUUUACCAAUAUAAACUUGAAAUAGUAUCCAUGUUUAAAUGUUUAGGUGAAUGCAACAUGGUGAUCUGCUUACUAGAAAAUACCAAGUCUAUAGUGAUCCAUUCAGCUCUGUAUAAUACUCUGUUGCACAUUCCUGUAAUGCAAAGCUAUCCAUGUAUGUGUUUGUCUCAGACUGAAAAUACAGAAACUUAUGGACUGUGUUACACUGUAAAAAGUAUUCCUCAGAUGUUCUGGCAAUUAAAUGUAACUUCAUUUCAAAUU